AUGAAGAGGCGCUCGUCGGGUUCGACCGACGACAGCGACGACCCUCUUGCUGAGCCUCCUGUAACCACGAUCCAAGAGCCUGCUCGCACCCGCAAUUCUGUCGCACACCCCAAACAUCUGCCAGUUGCCUCGAGACCGUCUUCUGCGAGGAGUAAACGAUCACUCAACGCCAAUUGGAAGCUCGAAUAUGGACCGAAUGUAUCAUUCGACAACCAUCCCAUAACUGUUUCUUCGUCGCCUUUGCCAGACCCAUCCCUGGCCGCGCCGUUGCCCUCAUCCUCUACCGCUCGUCGAAGCAACACACAGCGCCAGCCCCCGAACCACCACCACCACCACCAACCCCAGUCCGUAGUCCGUGUCCAUCAACUCGACGACAACGACGGAGAUCACGCCCCCGCCACCGACGAAGGCGGAGAAGACGACGACGAGAAAGCCUCCACGACCACUGAAAAUAUGGCUGAAAUGCGCUUCACUAGUCGUCGCCCUCGAUUUCGUGGCCCGUGGUCCAUCACCAUUCUCGCCCUUGCUGUCACUGUUCUUGGCAUCACCCUGCUUUGCGCCAUCUUGAAUUCGUCCUGGACCCGUCAGCUCGACGCCAAGGGAUGUCGGAUGUCUUACAUGCGACCCACGUAUAUACGUCUACGCGACUUCGACACGGAGCAUACCCGCUUCGCGACGAAAUAUUCUCUGUAUUUAUAUCGCGAGCAAGGCGUUGACGAUGAAAGAAAGUUGAGAGGUGUCCCUGUUCUAUUCAUCCCAGGUAAUGCUGGAAGCUACAAACAAGUUCGUCCGAUAGCAGCAGAGGCCGCAAACUAUUUCCACGAGUCCCUACAACAUGACGAGGCUGCGGCCGCCGCUGGUGCCCGCAACCUCGACUUCUUCACCGUCGACUUCAACGAGGAUAUCACUGCAUUCCAUGGACAGACCAUGCUGGACCAGGCGGAAUACCUGAAUGAGGCGAUUCGGUAUAUCUUGUCUUUAUAUAUGGACCCGCGAAUGUCAGCUCGAGACCCGGACCUGCCAGACCCGACGUCCGUUUUGAUCCUGGGCCACUCCAUGGGCGGUAUCGUAGCGCGCACCAUGCUCAUAAUGCCCAACUACCAGUCUUAUUCGAUCAACACCAUCAUCACUAUGUCUGCUCCGCAUUCCCGUCCUCCUGUCACUUUUGACGGACAGAUUGUAAAAAUCUACGAAGAUAUCAACGAUUACUGGCGCAGAGCUUACUCGCAGAAGUGGGCCAACAAUAACCCACUGUGGCACGUUACUCUCGUCUCGAUUGCUGGAGGGGGCUUGGACACGGUAGUGCCAUCCGACUAUGCUAGCGUUGAGUCGAUCAUUCCCGAGACCCACGGCUUCACCGUCUUUACCACCGGUAUCCCCAAGGUCUGGACCAGCAUGGAUCACCAGGCGAUUCUGUGGUGUGACCAAUUUAGAAAAGUUGUGGCCCGAGCUAUGUACGACGUUGUUGAUGUCCAUAGGUCAUCGCAGACAAAACCCAGAGCCGAGAGGAUGAGAGUGUUCAAGAAAUGGCUUCUCACUGGUAUGGAGUCCAUUGCCGAGAAAACGUUGCCUUCCGAGGGCUCAUCUACGCUGCUUACACUGGAAGACAACGCAAACGAUAUCAUGGCCCAGGGCGAGCGUUUGGUAUUGCGUCAACUGGGACUGAGUUCGAAACCGAGGGCUCAUUUGCUCCCUGUUCCCCCGCAAGGGACCCCAGAGGGCAAGCGAUUCACUCUUUUGACUGAUGUUGGCCUCGAUAAAUCGGGGGAGCAUGGAAAGCUUGAGGUGCUCUUUUGCAGCGUGUUCCCCCUCCAACCUGGUCAGGCCACGAACUUGUUCACCUUGAAUAUGGACCUGUCAGGAGACAGUACAGGGUCCACUCGACUGGCAUGCAAGAACGCCGCAAACGACGCCAUGCUGUUGCCCGCUUCAACCAAGUCCCAUCGUCAUCCGUUUGCCGUGGACAAUGAGCCUGCGACACGUCCAUUUUCAUAUCUACAAUACGACACCGAAGACAUCGCUGAUCAUCAGUUUGUUGCUAUUAUUGACAAAGCACUCAAGCCUACGACAAACUUCGUUGUAGCAGAGUUUAGCGACCACUCGCAAUCGCACAGGACGCGUAAUAUUAGCCUUCGACGACUGUUGGCGUUUGGCAUGACAUUGAGGCUGCCAGCUAGCCGCCCUAUGGUGGCGGAAAUCAAUGUCCCUGCUCUUCAGUCCAGCUUGCUGGCUUAUAACUUGGAGGUCGGCAAUCAGGUCUGCGGCGGCCAAGCUGAGAUAUUUUCUCCUUUGAUCCGUCAGUAUCUCGCUCAACCGGCUCUCAGAAUAGCCUCAGAAAAGUCUGCACCAGCAUAUGACUUCUAUCACUACGCCCACUCGAUUCUGCUGCUCAUGCUAUGGGUACUUCCCAUCAAUCUGCCGAUAUUAGCCGUCUGGAUCCGCAACCUCGCCGUACACUGGCUUACACCAUUCUCAUCGCACCAUAACGUGCUCUCCAUUAUGCCGUUCAUAUUACUAGUGGAGAACAUGACUACUGGCAAAAUGGUGCCCAGGGUCACUGGCAAGCUCAGACAUUUGACCAGUGUGCUGCUAUUCGGAACGGCAAUCUACGCCGCUAUCUACGGGGUUUCUUAUGCAUAUAUGCUACAUUACCUCGUCAACCUGGUGGCAGCAUGGCUGGUCGUGAUUCAUUCUACAGCAGAAAAUUGGGCCCUAGCGGGCUUCAGCUCGAUAUUUGAAAACGGUUCAAAUGCGGAUCGAAAGGGCGGCAAAACACCAUAA
Messenger RNA from Colletotrichum siamense, 2781 nucleotides. It is a transcript of the gene bst-1, whose product is annotated as GPI inositol-deacylase. The transcript is spliced from 3 exons. Gene Ontology annotation, biological process: endoplasmic reticulum to Golgi vesicle-mediated transport; GPI anchor metabolic process. Gene Ontology annotation, molecular function: phosphatidylinositol deacylase activity. Lineage: Eukaryota; Fungi; Ascomycota; Sordariomycetes; Glomerellales; Glomerellaceae. Bases 1 to 2781 code for a protein of 926 amino acids. The record is from RefSeq and is a predicted model, not a curated record. Gene Ontology annotation, cellular component: endoplasmic reticulum.